AUGGCAAAGAUCGGUGCCAGGAUGAAGAAGAGGCAACACAGGAAAUCAAAACUACACAAGACAAAGGCGAAUUGGUAUCUAGUUUUGAUUAUUAUGAUAUUUGUUCACAACUGCCAGGCUUGUUUUGGACCAGUGUCGAUACAGCACAUAGUCGAAAAACACACUAGCGGCUAUCUGAAAGUACAAAAAUCUAAUGUAACAUUAUCUUGCAAAGCUCCACACGAAUUAUACAUAAUAACUGCAUCUGGUGGAGGAUUCUACAUCUACGACAACAGCGCAAGAAGAUUUAUUUGCUGGAGGAACAAUCACGUCAUUGCAAUGACGUACAAACACAUAGAACGGAAAAAGUUCUGGCCCAAGUGCCGGUUCCAGGACGGCGUGAGCGACCGCAUGCAGGCCUACAUCACGCUGCAUCAAUUCCAAAACAAGAAAAAGAUGCUCCUGCUCGAUCUCAAAGAGCGGAAGAAACAGCGCUGCUACAAGAACUACUCCAAGCACGUGGUGUACGAAUUUUUGAAAUAUCCGGCAACCAGGGAGAAGUGUUGUCCGCAGGCUUUCGACGUGUUCUGCAAGUCGCGCCUCAGAAGAAUGAAGGAGUUCUCGCGAAUGUGUGACGACAGGAAUUUAUCCAAAUGUAAUGACGUAAAUUACUGAAUCGAAUGACUUAUGUAUUAUAGACGGUGUGAUGGAAAAAAGGAAAAGAAUACUUUUUCAGCCCUUCGAUAAUGAUUUUGAUGCGUUACAAUCAUAGAUAAAAGAAAAUAUCCAUCUAUUAAGAUAGAUAUGAAACUUAAUGGCAAAAUUUUGGAUCAAAGCGCCAAUUCUGCUCUAAAUGUUUUUUUAUAUUCAUAUUUUAAAAUUGAUUUAUUAGUAUAUCAAGCUAACUUUAAUAAAACAUAAAGCUUCAUUCAGAACCUCGCAAUUAGUGGAAUAAAUU
Molecule: messenger RNA, 937 nt
Organism: Sitophilus oryzae (rice weevil)
Lineage: Eukaryota; Metazoa; Arthropoda; Insecta; Coleoptera; Curculionidae
Exons: 5
Coding region: 1-654 (217 amino acids)
Source: RefSeq, a predicted model, not a curated record